CGCGCGCACAGCGCUGGGAGAAAGAACUUGAUACAGAAAUCACACGGACCAACAGUUUAGGGGUGGUGAAAUUUGUAACCUUGUUGCAAGUAUCUUUGGCGAGUGAUAGGAGCAAGUGAGAUCACCGAGAUCUCCCAUUUGGAUAGAGUUGAGUUGUUGGGCAAGGAUAGCAUCGGCUCUUUUUCAGGCACAGUUCAAAUAUAUUUGAAUAUAUAACGUUAACACCCUGGAAAUGUCCGAAAACAAGCCGAAUGAUGAUCCGAAGUUAUCUACGACGGACAGGGUAGUAAAAUCUGUCCCUUUCCCGCCAAGUCACCGGCUCACAGCCAAGGAGGUGUUUGACAGUGAUGGGAAGCCCAAAGUGGACGUGCUCAAAGGCCACCUGACCAAGGAGGGCCGCGUGGAGGAGAGCGUAGCCCUCAGACUCAUCGGAGAGGGAGCGGCCAUCUUGAGGGCUGAGAAGAACCUGCUAGACAUAGAGGCACCCGUGACAGUUUGCGGAGACAUCCAUGGCCAGUUCUUUGACCUGAUGAAGCUGUUUGAAGUAGGAGGGUCACCGGCUAGCACGCGCUACCUUUUCUUGGGCGACUACGUCGACAGAGGAUAUUUCAGUAUUGAAUGUGUGCUGUACUUGUGGGCCUUAAAGAUCCUAUACCCCAAAACACUAUUUUUGCUCCGUGGGAACCACGAAUGUAGACAUUUAACAGAGUAUUUCACAUUUAAGCAGGAAUGUAGAAUUAAGUAUUCAGAGCGGGUGUACGAUGAGUGUAUGGACGCCUUCGACUGCCUUCCCCUGGCUGCCCUUAUGAACCAGCAGUUCCUGUGUGUACACGGAGGACUUUCCCCAGAAAUCUCAAACCUCGACGACAUCAGGAAAUUAGACAGAUUCAAAGAGCCCCCUGCGUACGGGCCCAUGUGUGACCUGUUGUGGUCAGACCCCCUGGAGGACUUUGGGAACGAGAAGAGCCAAGAACACUUCACACACAACACAGUGAGAGGCUGCUCCUACUUCUACAGCUACCCCGCUGUCUGCGACUUUCUACAACACAAUAACUUGUUAUCUGUCAUUCGAGCCCAUGAAGCACAGGACGCUGGGUACCGCAUGUACAGGAAGAGCCAGACGACAGGGUUUCCUUCUCUCAUCACCAUCUUCUCAGCACCCAACUACCUAGACGUCUACAAUAACAAAGCUGCGGUACUGAAGUAUGAGAACAACGUGAUGAACAUCAGGCAGUUCAACUGCUCCCCUCACCCCUACUGGCUGCCCAACUUCAUGGACGUCUUCACCUGGUCCCUCCCCUUUGUCGGGGAGAAAGUCACUGAGAUGCUGGUUAACGUGUUAAGCAUCUGCUCCAAUGAUGAGCUGACGACAGACGAGGAGAUCGAUGGUGCCACAGCCUCUGCACGCAAGGAGGUCAUCAGGAACAAGAUCCGUGCCAUUGGCAAGAUGGCGAGGGUAUUCUCUGUCCUAAGGGAGGAGAGUGAAAGUGUGUUGACACUGAAGGGGCUGACCCCCACCGGCAUGCUGCCCAGUGGAGUGCUGUCCGGGGGCAAGGAGAAGCUCCAGAAUGAAACCACAGGUAUAAUCUGUUGUGCAAGUAUUCUGUCAGCAGUGUUUUGUGAGAAUAUUGUAGAAUUCACCCUCCCAUGUUGAAUUCCAAACACUCCCAAAACCAGUCUGACGAUCGAUCGAUCUCCUUUACGUGACAGACUAGCAUUAAAAUAUGCUUUUCCACAGGGAAGACAUUUCUUCCAAAGAUGAUGAGUCAAAUUGAAUAAUCUACCCACAGAAUCGGGCUACAACAUAGCCAAUUUAGAGUUUCUAUUUAUGUUCUAUAGAACAAAAACGUGGACCUUGAUUUUACAAAUUGUAAGUCAUUUUUAAGAAGUCAGGGAGGCUAAGGAUCGACUACGAUUCAGAUGAAUUGGAAUUGACAUAAAAAACUGUGGAUGUAAGGGGAUCAAUAUUGUCCACCUUGUCAUCCACAAACAAGGCAGAAAUCCAAACAACUUCACUCUCCUCUCUUCAGGCUCUCUUGGUCAGUUUGUCUCCUCUGUCAGUUUUUCUGUCAGUUGUUUUAGUAUGUACAGUGGUUCCUCCUUUAAAAGUUGCGUCAUACUGCAGCACACCUUGCGGGCUGCUGCAGCAUUCUAUGGCACGUUAUUUAAUUGUCAGCCAUUUUUUACAUUAAUGCUAGUUUGACCACCAGAGGGCAACUUUGAGAAGCAUUUGAUAGUCUCCCAUAUUGGCAUUACUAGAGAAUUUAAAACAUUUUUUGUAAUAACAUAGUACAUGGGAUUGAUUGUAAGAAAUUUGGCUUAAUUCAUUUGAUUAAUAUCAUGGUGUUUCUAUUCCGGGAAAAACUAAACCCUCAGGGUUUCCGUUAGGAUGGAAUGGAAAAUAUUGCGCUGUGCAACGUGACGGUCGGGAGUAGGCUACAGCAUAAGAGGAUUGUAGAAAUCUAAAUUAAUAUGUAAGGGGCAUAGCAUUUCCACACCUUAAUUGUAGUGUAGCCAAUACUCAUUUUGCCUAUGGUAGGCCUACAGUAUAUCUACAAAUAUUUAUUUCAAUGACGUGACUCUCCGCCAAUAGGUACAUUUAGAGGAUUGGAGGAUUCUAAAUUAAAUAUCUAAGGGGCAUUUUCCAUUAGGAUCUGUGAGGAUAUCUAAGGGGCUUUUAUAUAAUUCUAAAUUCAUUAAUAAUAAUCGCUUUGUUUAAAAAGUAACGAUAUUUUUGGGAUUCCGUUUUAUUUAACAUAGAGUGAGCGAGACAAAGGCUAUUAUUGAACAUUGGGUGAGCCAUUCUCACUCAUUUGUAAAUAAAGCCAGUUUGUUAUUUAGAAUUAUUUAUUUCUGGAGAAACAUAACUUGAUUAUUUAGCAGACAUCACAUGCUUAUAUUCAGUCAACACAUAUAUCUUAAGAAAAUCAUGGAAUAUAAUUGAGCGUUUUCGUUUCUCCAUGCUUGUUUCAGAGCAGCGCGAAACAGUGCAGAAAUAGACGUCCACAGCGGGAAGGCUAUGUAUAAAGAUAUUUUGGAGAUUAUUUUGUUUUAAAAAAACAACAGUGAGCGAUUGUAAUCUGACUAAAGGCCAAAAUAAUAAAGGCCAGAAUAUAGCCCUGCUAAUAGCCAUAAUGACGCUGUACAACGUGACCAUGUGUGUUUAAAAUAGUAUUUUCCCGUAAGCAACAAUUUGUUUGCCUUCAUUAGACAAUUUUGUUCCAAUAUUUCUGUAAUUCAUUGAUAUUUAUUCCCAUAGUAAUUCAUUAAUUAUUAAUGAAUCUUUAUGGAUCCAUAACUAUGUCAACAUCUGCAUUUUGAAAUAAUAUUUUUAUCAUUAUUUUAUUAACGAAAGCAUAAAGAUGCUGAUGAAGAAAUACAGUACUGCACAGUAUAUGCUUUUACGUUUGGAUAAUAAAGCAUUUAAAGCAUUUUGAAGAUAUAAGCCACCUGAAUUUGUUUAUUAGGCUACUGUGCAGUCUGACAAGUAAACAUAGCCUACAAUACAUACUGUAGUAAGCAUGGGAAAGUGCCUAAUUCCUUACAUAAGGGAGAGCAGGCCAUGUCCAGACUUUUUCUCGGUGACCUCAAGUACCUUCAAUAAUGACUGUACUAGAGAAUGCGGGCACGUGGGAGAGCGGGUUUCAAUUCCCCGACAGGGAGGAAGGAGUAGGCUGUACUUGUAAAUAAGAAUUUGUUCUUAACUGAUUCCAUAUGUGUUAUUUCAUAGCUGUGAUGUCUUCACUAGUAUUCUACAAUGUAGAAAAUAGUAAAAAUAAAGAAAAAAUGAGUAGGUGUGCCCAAACUUUUGAUUGGUACUUGCUUAAUUCAUUUGAUUAAUAUUAUGGUUUUUCUAUUCCAAGGAAAACAAAAAACCCUCUGGAUUUCCGUUAGGAUGGAACGGAAAAUAUGGCUCUCUACAACUUGGCAGUACCGUACUGGGCUAUUUAGCUAAAGAAUCUCCAUGUCGUGCAGGCAGGGCACGUGGGAGACCGGGGUUCAAUUCCCCGAUGGGGAGGAAGGAGUAGACUGUCCUUGUAAAUAAGAAUUUGUUCUUAUCUGACUUGCCUAGUUAAAUAAAGGUUACAUUAAGAGCAGAACAUUUCUGCAUCCUCAUUUUUUUUAUUCUAGUCUAACCAAUACCCAAACGGAGAUUAAGUGAAAAUAAAAAUCUCAUUGAUUUAUCAAGACCAGUACCCAUGCUUGUCUCAGAGCAGCGUGAAACGAUGCUAAAUUAGUUGUAGGCUAUUGCUUCUAACUUCAAUAUGCUCUUUAAAUAAAUAAAACUAGGAUAGGCCUACAGUAUAUUGAAAAAUAUAAUGUGACUCUCCGAGGAUUGGAGGACAUUUCUAUAAUUCAGUGAUAUUUAUUCCCAUAGUAAUUCGUUAUGGAUCCAUAACUAAAUAUACAUUGACAUUUUGAAAGAGUAUUUUUGUCAUUAUUUUAUUAAUGAAAUCAUAAAGAUGCCAUUAUUAGUUACAUUGUUUUAGUUUGAACGUGCAGACUGGUACUAAGAACAGAACAGUGGGAACGUUUCCCUAGUCAGCGCCAUUAUUAUUGCAAUGCCCCUUAAAUAUUUUCAAAAUUAUUUAGUUUUCAAAUAACGUAAAAUGAGAGAGAAAAAGGCAGAGGAAAAGGCCAUUCUUGAACAUGGGGUGAGACAUUGUUACUAAUUUGUAAAUAAAGCCAGUUUGUUAUUUAGAAUGAUUUAUUUCUGUUUUUAGAGGGAGAAAAACCAAAAACCUACAGUCAUCUCAUGGGUCUCCCAGUCGAGGCCAGCACAGGUAUUGAACCUGUAACACAGCUUGCACUGCUACAGUAUGCAGUGUCUUUGACCGUUGCACCACUCAGGCGCUGUACAACGUGACCGGUCAGCAGUGGCCUACAGUACUACAGUAUGAGCAAAAUAAUCCUAACAAAAUAAAAUUAUAAAAACCUUAGUCUAGCAACAGUUUUAAUAAGUAAUACUGAAGCUGUGCACAAUUAUCAGUUUCUAUUUAGGUUUGCCAGUUAGAGACAUAGUAGGACCCAAAAACAUAAUCAGUGCUCUAACUCCCCCUUGUGCUGGUCUGGAGCAAUGAAGUGGUGACGCAGGGUACUGUACUAAACCACAAAUGACCUCUAAGUCCUGCGGUGUAAGCUAGCAAAUUUUAAAAGAGGAACCACUGUAGACCUACAGAGUAUUGUUUUCUAACCUUUACUGCUCUCAUCUGACACUCUAUUUCUGGGUUCACUAUUUCUGGGUUCACUUUUCCUGAAGUUGACCACAGAAAUUCUACAUGUUUGCCCUCUAAACAGUAGUCUAUAUCUCUAUCUCAAACACAUGCACACACCGAUGCAUAUACCGCUAUUGUUGAUUCGGACUGCAUAGGAGCAACCAUGUAGUUCCCAGUGAGGCAACGAUGUGCCAAAGCCAUCCAAUGGAGAGGCAGCAGCGAGGAGGAGCCAUUUUGGGAGGCAGAGUGACGUUCGAGAGAUUUUCUGUCGCGGCAUUGGUAGAAUCACAGCUCACCAUAGGCUCCUAUUGUUCAGACAGUCUGCAAUGUGCUUCUACCGCAAUGUUGUGCAAUCCAUCAACCACUUGGUUUCAUUUGGACCUCCUUAUAACUUACCUGUGUGUGUACGUCUCUCCUGUGCAUUAUGUACUGUGUUAUAACUCAAUAGCAACACACACCUGUUCAAGUGUAGAGCUGUAGCCGCUGAGUAUUUCUUUAUUUGCAGUGCAACUCGUACCCAUUUAUUUGUCUGUUUGUGCACCACCUGACUACAGAGUCAUUUCUGUAUUUCUGGUGAUAAGUGUUGCUAUAAAACAGAAGGAUUUGUACGGUAAGUGGUAAGUGUAUCAAAGUCCUGCAAAUGUUUAAAUGCAUCAUGGCGUCUGCUCUGUUGACGGUUCAUGUCAGAAGACGUGGCUGCGCUACAGUUCUAGAUAGCUGUUUCCGAGAACAUUUGAAGAGUUCUUCACCAUUUUCUUUUACUUUUACUCUCGGUGGUUCAGUUGCAGCCGCAUUCUUGACUUUGGCAGAGUUGUCUCUGUUUUCACUCACACGUCUUUAUGUACUGUACCCCAACUCCUGUUAAAACACCCCUCAUGUCAUCCUCGUCCAAGUGUGUAGUAUGUUGGGUGAGGAUACGUCAGACAUCCACUGUUCCCCUUUGAUAAUCACUAUUGUAACCCACUCCAGUCCUACUUGUCACGGUGUCCCCCUUCCAGACGUCCAUUGUCUAUAUUCGUCCAGCACCGUUUCUUGUCCGUUUGUCAAACACGGGUGCCUUUUUUUACAAAGCUCAAAAUACCAGCACACCACGCAUUUGUCUACAAUGGGUAUUUGACUGGCUCCAUUCCGUCUAUCCCCUUUUUUGUUUCCUGCCCCCUUCCUCCUUUGUCCGUCUUAACACACCCGCCUAGUCCCUCCUCCUCCUCCCCUCUUUUUGCUUCCAUCCAUGUGUUGCCUCUGUCCCAAAAACAUAGAGAGUUUUUUUUAACAUUGUUGUCUUUGCAUUGGCUCUCUCUUUUUGCUGCUCAUUGACCGGUUGG
Salvelinus fontinalis (brook trout) is the source of this 6538-nucleotide messenger RNA. Its product is annotated as protein phosphatase 3 catalytic subunit alpha. Gene Ontology annotation, biological process: calcineurin-NFAT signaling cascade. NCBI's taxonomy places the organism in Eukaryota, Metazoa, Chordata, Actinopteri, Salmoniformes, Salmonidae. Gene Ontology annotation, molecular function: calmodulin-dependent protein phosphatase activity; calmodulin binding. The transcript is spliced from 13 exons. The record is from RefSeq and is a predicted model, not a curated record. Gene Ontology annotation, cellular component: cytosol; cytoplasm; calcineurin complex. The coding region runs from base 233 to 1654 and encodes 473 amino acids.